GUUCUUGGUCCAUGUGACGUCAUAAUGUGCCAUAAAAAUGGCGGAGUCGGAGGAGGAGGUGGAUGUCUUGGUCCAGAGAGUUGUCAAAGACAUCACUAACGCCUUCAAGAGAAACCCCAACAUUGAUGAGAUUGGUGUGAUCCCGUGUCCAGAGGCCCGUUACAACCGCAGUCCAAUUGUGUUGGUGGAGAACAAGCUGGGUGUUGAGAGCUGGUGUGUCAAGUUCCUGCUGCCAUAUGUCCACAACAAGCUGCUGCUCUACCGCCAGCGCAAACACUGGCUGGACAGGGAAGCUUUAGUGGAUAUCACCUGCACUCUGUUGCUGCUUAACCCGGACUUCACCACUGCAUGGAAUGUCAGAAAGGAGCUACUGCAGUGCGGAGUUCUUAACCCAGACAAGGACCUCUACCUGGGAAAGUUGGCCCUCACCAAAUUCCCCAAGAGCCCAGAGACAUGGAUACACCGACGCUGGGUGCUGCAGCAGAUCCUGCGUCAGUUCUCUGCUGUGGGCCGCAGCAGGAAGCAGCAGCAGGGUGAAGCAGAGCUGGCUGAUGCAGAGAGGAGCCAGCAGCUCAGUGACCAUCUGGCCAGGACACUACACCAAGAGAUGAAGGUGUGCUCUGAUGCUGCCUGCCGCUAUCCCAGCAACUACAAUGCCUGGUCCCACCGCAUCUGGGUGCUACAGCACAUGGCCAUGGGCAACAUCAAGGUUUUCCAUGAUGAGCUGUCCUCAAUGCGCCUAUGGGUGUCCAUGCAUGUGUCUGACCACAGUGGCUUCCACUACCGCCAGUUCCUGCUCAAGGAGCUGAUCACUGAGCUCUCUCAGACUCCAGCUUUCACCACCACCACCAGUUCACCCCAGCACCGGUCCAGCACACUGCCCAGCAACAGUCCCCAUCAUCACAGCCACGCACGGGCUAACAGGGAGCUGUCAGGAGCAGAGGCGGCGGGUGAGGAAGAGAGGCAGCUCAGCUUCACCAAAAUUCUUCAACUCUUACGCCAGGAGAUGGAGCUGUGCUCAGACCUGAUCCAGUCUUUCCCUGGACAUGAGACACUCUGGAGUCACAGGCGACACGUCUUAUACUUGUGGCACCACUGGAGGAGGGAACACCAGCACCACUGCAGCAGCAAUGGAGGCUGUGAGUCCGUCCACCUUAACGACAACAACCCAGCCCUGCCGAAGGUCAGUGCUCAAAGCUGUGCAGGCCGGGGGGAGAGUGUGAAUGGACAGAGGCAUGCUAGUGAAGCUAUGGAGGUAGACGGGCCCUCCUUGCCAGACCCGCGUGACAGCAAGCGACUGAAGAGAGGCGUCCUGCUGCCCGGCCCCCUAGCCCUGCCCUCUGAGCACAGCUUUGUGAGCGGUAUCCUGGACAGCUGCUGUAACCCCGAGCAGAGACAUUUCGCCCUGGCAUACAAGAAGUGGUUAGACACUGUCAUUGGUCAGCAGCCUUGAGCGAGAGAGCAAAAGCCCAUCCCUAGCCCCAUCCUUUCUCAACAGUGAAGUUGCCUUUAGAUACAGAUUUAAGAUCAGCUUGCCUACCUUUAGUGCUAACUUUAACUAAUGGUACUUCAGAUGCAGUGAUGGGGCAACCUGGUGACUGUACUAUCCUCCUGACAGUGAAUAGAGAGGAUGGGGUCUUAGAGUAAGGAAGUUUUGGCGCCACCCAGUCUGUUCUUCCUUGGAAACAUCUGGAUUCCCUUGAGCUUCAUCUGAGCCAGUACCCCUUCAGAAUGGAAAUCUGCACACACAGAGCCUUUUGGCUCGCUAUUUGUCUGUUAGUAGACUCUGUUCUUAUUUCAGGUGUCUCAAUGCCUCAGGUCAAAUUUCCACAUCUUUUUUUUUUAUUGCCAGUUUUGCAUUUCUGUUCAAAUAUUUCAGCAAAGAUACUAAAUGAAGCUGCCACAGGAGGAGGAACAAUGUCUUUGCAGAGGUGAGAGCAGAGCAAAAUUUACACUCAGUCUGACUCAGUAUGGAAUGCCAAAGUAGCCAAUAUUAUAUAAAUAAAUGACAUUAUGAAAUUAAUAAUCAUAUGAAUAUAGUAAAAUAUAUAAAUGACCCAAUAAAAGUGACAUAAUUUAAUAAUUUGUUAAAACUUAUAAUGUUAUGUCAUCAUUCUUUUCAUAGUAACAGUUUUAUUGGAGUUCAGUUUUUUUUUCAGAUUUCUUCUCUUUUCUUGUCUGUUUUCUCCAGUGAUUGGCUGAAAGCUGAGGGGGUAGGAAGUGGUGGCAACAAUUAAGUCGUGAAAAGUGACAGUGUGGAGGAUUUAGUGGCAUCUAGCUAUGAAAUUGCAGUUUGCAACCAUUUGAAUACCGCUCGCCUCACCCUCCCCUUCCAAGCAUGUAGGAGAAACUACUCAAAAGAAACUCACAAAAAACACGAGAGGCCCUCUCUAGAGCCAGUGAUUGGUUUGUCCGUUCUGGGCUACUGUAGAAACAUGGCGGCGCAACAUGGCGGCCUCCGUGGAAAGGGGCCCCAAAUGGCUUAUUGUAAGGUAAUGAAAACACAACGAUUUCAGGCGAUUAUACACUAAUUCAAUGUUUUAACCCUGAUUCAACCAUGUAAAACACUUUGUAACUUUCAUUUUGAAAAGCGCUGUAUAAAAAAAGUUUUGAUUCUACAGUAAUGAAAACAUAAAAUAUAAAGAAUAUUAUAUUCCAUUUGUGCAAACAGCUCCUUAAGUAUGUCAGUGGGGAAAAAUACCAUUGAGAAAUAAAAUAAAAAAAAAACAAACAUUUUAGUUAUAUAGCUAUAAUGUGGGUGAAAUUAAUUUCACUACAAAUUGUUACUAUACAAGUGGGGAUGUAUCAUUUCACGGUGAGUUUUUAAUAAUUUACACUUUAUGUUUGUUACAUAAAAUCUCUUAAUUUUACUUAAUUUUUUUUUUUUAAGUAUUUGCCCUUUUGGAGUUAAUUCAACCUUUAGUAUAGAACAGAAUGAUAGUGGCUCUGAUUAAAUGUCUUUUUGUCAAAAUUCGAAGACCUUUUUUCUGCUUCACGUUCACUCUUUAGAUGAAUGUGUUGAACUUCACUCAGCCCUCACUUGUUGCAUUGGCAGGUUUUAAGCACAGCCAGACUUUUGUUUUUCUUUGAGGUUCCUUAGAUUUCCAUUCUGAGGGUGGUACCAUUUAUUAACCAUGUCAUUUUCUCUUUGUCUUUUCUUCUGUUGGGCCUUGUUUUCUUCUCCUCAUUGAUUUCUACCCUCUAAUUGUAUUGGUGAAUAUAGUCAGUAAGUCCUAACUAUGUAGCUAAGUUACAGUAGCUUGUAACAGAAAGUCAAAAAGCUAGUCGUUGGCAAAAAAAGUUGUUUGCUGUAUGAAAAGUUAGUCAUAACUAACUUGCAAGUCUUGCAUUCUGCCAACCUGAAGCAUUGAAUAUUUAAGCAGAGAAAUGUUAGCUUUACCAGUUCAGACUUUGAAGGAUAGAGUGCUAGGGAAGUGACUUUUCCCAACAUUCACUGGUGCUACAUGUUGCCAUUACUACAACUACUUUAUCUGUUACAGGUAUGUGCAACAGGUGAAAACUGAACAGCACUUUGGACCAUUUGAUUAUAAUAGGCAAUCAUUGUAUUGUGGGGUAAACGGCAAUAUUCCAACUAUUUUUUAAAUAUUGUCUGUUAUUAACAGGUUAACAGUAGGCCUAGCUGCUUUAUGUCACUACCUUGUAUAAAAAUACGUAACAUCAAAAAUAUCAAAAUCUACAUUGUCUUUGUGUUAAGGAAUAAUUUAUAGUAUUACUUUAAAAGUUGUAACAUGCUGUAUCUGCACAGUUUAUCCCCUCAAUAAUGUAGAAGGUGAAAAUGAUAGCUCCUCCCACUACAUUGUCUCAUCUAUAUUGAUAAGGGAAGAAUGGUAUUCUUGAAUUUGAAUCCAACUAAUCUGAAGUAUUCCAGAUAGCGCCUAGAAAAUAUAGUGGACUGCAGUUUGAAUAGGAUCCUCCUUUUUGUUGCCCAAUGAUGGGUUGUUGUAACUAGUUGUUCAGCUCUGUCAAUGACAAUAUUGGCACACAAGUGAACAAAUACAUGAAUUUACACAUAUGACGUUGUUCCAUCAGUGUAGCCAUGGACACAUUUUCAUUCACUAUAUGUACUAUGUGGUCACAUGCAUCCCUGAUCACAUCUAAAUGUGGCAGGAACUUUGGCGUUUGAUGCAGUUUGGAUGCCAUCAAAUCUGUAUAUAGAGGUUUGAUUGGUAUGCUGCAUUUGGUUUCAGUGGCCACAGUGUGCACAGGCUGGCUAGCCAAAAUUGCCUAGCUCCCCAUUACAUAGUCAUCAUGUGCUUAAAUGUAACCCAUACCAUGUUGUACUUAGCUUCUCUUAGAAACUACAAUAUACGAGUUAUGGAGUAAGAUGCUUUAUCACCUUAAAUCACUGUGUACAUGACCAUAGAUAAUCUUGAAACUAGUAUUUUUGAUCCAUGUAUUCUUUAGGUUUGUUCAUCAAGAAUGGUUGCUUAUCAGAACUGAAUGGUGGGGGUAUUUUAACAUACUUGCAGAUGUAGAACGCACACUUUGAAUACAAGACUAUCUAUGCAGAAAUGUUUUUUUUUUAAAAGGUUCAACAAGCUUUUAAAAAGAAUAAUGUAGCUUCUGUUUUUCUAAUUUAUUCCUCAGUUCACGUCAGUGGAGGGUAUGUCUUAAUGAAUAAUCCCUAGAAUGUCAUUUAAUUUUCUAUUUAUUUAUAGUUUGUCUUUUAUCUUCACUUUCAGUGUUUUGUCAUCUGCUUACCAAGAAAAUAAAGCUCAUCAAAGGAUAAA
Molecule: messenger RNA, 4751 nt
Organism: Siniperca chuatsi (mandarin fish)
Lineage: Eukaryota; Metazoa; Chordata; Actinopteri; Centrarchiformes; Sinipercidae
Gene: ptar1
Product: protein prenyltransferase alpha subunit repeat containing 1
Exons: 7
Coding region: 38-1453 (471 amino acids)
Biological process (GO): protein prenylation
Cellular component (GO): cytoplasm
Molecular function (GO): protein prenyltransferase activity
Source: RefSeq, a predicted model, not a curated record